CGUUACUAGUCCCAAUCGGGUUGCUUCCGCACCACAGCAAAGGUUAAGCUUUUUGACUGAUACAGGGGUAAGGAGCGCCAGGAAACGACAUGAGACACCGAAAAGCUGGAACGCUCGGGUUCGUAUGCUGCCCAUACAGCAACGAAAAAACGGAAGACCUGCUUUAGUGAAGCCAGGCGUCCGGGCGGAAGCAGCGUCUUUCCCGGAGCGGUGGUUUUGGCGGGUGUGUGCCUAGACAGCCUUGGGCUUGGCUGCGGGCAGCUGAGGGAGCAUCUUCACCUGGUGAGAGGGAGGAGGGGAACUUGGCGCAUACCUCCCGCCGCACCAGAGCACCGGAACCCAGCGCCCGCACUGCGGAAAAGGUUCUCUUAAUGCCUCGGAACAGCCAAGGUCUUCCGAGGGAAACCUUUAUUUUCUUAUCCUACGUUUGUCCUAAACGUGGACAAAUUGCACCGCCUUCCAGGGAAGUACUGUUUACCUGACCCGCAGAGCGCCUUUUGCUUCAAGACGUAUUUGAUGUGUCCAAUCUCUGAAUUCUGAUACGCUGCUGGGCACAGUAUUUAACACAAAACUGCUAAUUUGCUUUCUCAUUAAUUGGGCCGGAAAUACUAUUCUUUGCCUUUUCGGGUGUUGAUGUUGAAUAUGCCGUUUUAGUAUAUUAAAAUGGCUGUGCCUAAAGACGCCAUCCGUUCCUUGUCGGAUUGCCUAUGCGGGAUCUGCGUGGAAAUCUUGAUCGAGCCCGUAACACUGCCUUGUAAUCACACGCUCUGUAAAGCAUGCUUCCAAUCGACUGUCGAAAAGGCGAAUUUAUGCUGUCCCUUCUGUCGCCGCCGGGUCUCGUCGUGGACUCGGUACCAUACCCGAAGAAAUUCUCUUGUCAAUAGAGAACUGUGGGAGAUAAUUCAAAAACACUAUCCAAAGGAAUGCAAGCUUAAAGCAUCUGGGCAAGAAUCAGAAGAAAUCGUUGAUUGCUAUCAGCCAGUUCGUCUGUUAAGUAAACCUGGGGAAUUGAGAAGAGAAUAUGAAGAGGAGAUAAGCAAGGUGGAGGCAGAGCGGCGAGCCAAUGAGGAAGAGGAAAACAGAGCCAGUGAAGAAUACAUACAUAAAUUAUUGGCAGAGGAGGAGGAAGAGGAAAAAAGACAAGCCGAGAAAAGGAGAAGAGAGAUGGAAGAACAGCUGAGAAGUGAUGAAGAAUUGGCAAGAAGGCUAAGCUUUAAUAUUAACAAUUUCUGUGAGGGAAGUGUCUUGGCUUCUCCUGUGAAGUCCAGAAAAUCUGAUCCAGUCUCAACCAAGUCGCAAAAGAAAAGUAACAAACAAAUAAGUACUGGAGAUAUUCAGAAGUAUUUGUCUCCUAAAUCUCAAUUUGGGUCAGCACCACAGCCUGAAGUUGUACAAGAAGGCAAGACACAUUCCAUGACUAAGGAAACUGACAGUAGUGAUACAAAGAGCACCACUGGGCAAGACACAGAAAUUGAGGAAGAUAUGCCAACACUUUCUCCUCAAAUAUGCCUAGAAAUUCAAGAACAAGGUACAAAGUCUUCAAUAGAAUCACCUAUGCCUCCGUUAUGUGCCAAUGGUACAGAAUGGUACCUUGAAGGAGAAGUCAAAAUGAGACCAAGCAGUCACGAUAAAGAGUUAUGUGUCAUAAACCAUGAGGGACCGAAAGCCAGAGUUCCCUCCUCUAGAGAAGCUGCAGUUAAGCCUUGUGGCAAAACAGAGAAUGGGAGCACUAUAUCAGAUAUGACACAGAUAAUUGGAAAUAGCACAGCUGAGACAGAAAAUGAAGAAUCUCGUCUACUGAUUAGUAAAGAAGAUAUUUCCAAAAGAAAAAACCAAGAAUCAUCUUUUGAAGAAGACAGGGAUCCAUGCUUUUCUGCAAAACGAAGGAAAAUGUUCCCUGACGCUUCCUCCGACGAAGAGGAAGCAGAAAUUGACUUUACCCAAAAACUGUUAGAUUUGGAAAAUCUACUUUUUGAGAGACAUAAACAAGAAGAACAGGACAGGUUAUUAGCAUUACAGCUUCAAAAAGAGGUGGAUAAAGAACAAAUGAAGCCAGACCGGCAAAAAGGAUCCCCUAAUGGGUAUCAGUUACGUGCUACGCCCUCACCUCCAGACAAAUUGCUAAAUGGACAGAGGAAGAAUUCCAAAGAUAGAAACUUAAAAGGACAAACUGAGCAUUCAAAAUGUCAGAGAGGCUCAAAAAAUGAAGAUUGGCAACCUUUUAAGAAGAGCCAGUUGAAACAUUCAGUUAAUGGAAGAAAGAUGCCAAAUUCUACUAGAGAUAAUUGUAACGUAUCUAAAAGUGCUCAUUCCCUACAGCCUAGUGAAUUCUGCCCAGUGGAGCCCUAUCAGGAAAUUAGAGAGAAGAGAGUAUGAUUGAGUGUUUAUCUCCUUAACUCCUCCGCAGGAUGACCCCCGUCUGGCUGGCUGGCUAUGGCCCCAACUGAAAGUCAUCUCCUGGAAGGUAGUGUUCUCCACAUAGAUUCUCUUUCCAGGUUCUGGUACCCGCUUCCUCUUCUCCACCCCUCUGAUCUAGAAGUCGUAACAGCUCUCUGGCAUUGCUACGCGGAACCAUCUUGUGCUUUCCCUAGACCAUGCCCACGUCUUUGUAAAUAAUCCCUCUUGUCAAAUUAUCCAGUUUAACUGGGCCAUCUAUUUUUUACCAGGCCCCUGGCUGAUACUGUUAGCUAGACAACAAAGCAUACCAGAUAUUAAAAGUCAUGGAUAUGUUCCAGAUCUUGAAAACUCAUUGAACAGUACAUUUAAAUUGGAUGCAUUUUUAUUGUAUGUAAGUUAUACCUCAAUAAAGUUGACUUUCUAAAAAUUAGUCCAUGAACUCUGUAACCUAUACCCAUUGGUUUCCAUGGGGCACUGAAUGAUACUUUGCAUAGUUCCCAUAGCACAAGAGAACCCUGCCUACAUGCUUCCCUGUGUCUCAAGAGAUCCCUGAACCAUUAGAAAAAUACCUAACGGAGAAAAAAAGACAAACCUUCAUGGUUAGCUCAAGUUAUUAUGCUAGUUUCACAUAUUUGAUCUGAAUAAAGGUAUGUUUUUAAAAGUUUGUAAUCUUAAGGUGCUAAGAGAGUUGUACCUCAGCGAUAGGUGUGCUUCUCUAAUUUCUUCUUCCUGUCUGUAAAUGACAGUCUUUAAAUUUACAGACUAUUGUCUAUUUCUUCUACUCUGUUAUCCCUCAUUUUAGCUAUUUUCAAGCAGUGAUUAUGAGGAAAGGACACAUAUUCACAUGUACUGUGACUGUCAUAUGGCCACCUGUUGUGUCCAAAAUAUUUAUUAUUAAUUUCAAUGACAGAUUUUCAGGCAUUGAAGAAAAGUUAAAAUUCAGAAUGUUUCUGGAAAUGCUGUUGAAAAAUGACCUUGCUGGGAUGAUGCCAGCAUUCAUUCUCCCUCUCAAGUCACUUUUUCCAGAAUUGUCUCAGCUUUUCAAAACACCUCUCCCGUCUAUGCAUCCCCAGGUUCUCAUAAAUGUGCAGAAGGGCUUCCUGUGGGACUAGGGGUCCAGGGGAGAAGGGAUGCGGGAAGAGUUUCAAGGAAGAAAGAGACCGUGAUGUUUUGCAUGUAUUGGUCUUUUAUAACUUGGACAUUAGUCAAAAACUGCACUAUUAAUGUCAUAUACUUUUGGGUAUAAAUGUAAGGAUAUUAAAUUCAGAAGCGAUUAAAUUCCUCCCCUCUCACUCUAAAGAAAUUAACUUGUUAUAUAUAUUUUUAAAAGUCCCAAUUAGAGGCAUCAAAUGCCUGGGUUUUGGAUUAAGAUACUCUUAUGAAUGACACUUAGGGCUCUAACUUAUUCUGACAUUAAUCUUUGUAAAAUGUGUGUCAAGAGCCUCAAGCUAUUCAAUUUCAUUCAUCUACUCUAAAUUAUGUCUUGUUUGGGGACAACUAUAGAGCUUCAACUAAUCAAAACUGAAAUAUAACCACCUAAAGGUAUAAGAUGAUACUAUUUCCAAGGGCCAACAUUUAUUGGAAACUAACUAUGGGCUGGGCACUGUGCUCAACAUCUCAUGUAACCCUUUCAGCAAUUCUAGGGCAUAGACAGUAUUAUUACACCUAUUUUAUACGUGAAAGAAACUGAAACUCAAAGAGAUUCAGUAAUUUUCUCAAAGUCAGAUAGAAGGAGGAGGCAGUCAGGAUGUGAACACAGGACUACCUGACUAGAGAAUGAACUCAGACUCAUUAUUCUAUUAAAAAAGAAAAUAAGCCAGGAAUAUCAUCUAUAAAGAAAAAAAGAAGAGAUUGUGUGCAGUUCUAGACACCUAAUGAGGCGAUGGUAUACCCCAUUUUAUAGAGGAAGAACCGGAGACCAGUGCAGUUGUCACUUCCUAAGGAGAUUCUGACAGUAAGUGGCUCUGUAUCAAGAUUGGAGUCUAAGACCCAUGUUCUUUCAAGCAAAAUGUGCUGUCUUGUUAAAUAUAAAUUAUAUAAAAUAAAUAUAAGGAUUAAAUGUACUUAGAUAACACCUGAAAUUAUAAAUCAUGUUUGUUUCUGGUGAUUAAAGCUGAGGGAUGGUAAGAUUUCCUGUCCUACAGAGGAAAAGAGUGAUGGACCUGGGCAAGCCUGCGGACACAGCGAAUGGUAGGUAGAGAAGAAUACACUGCAGGGAAGGAGAAGAGAGGCCAGAGAGACAGGAGGAAAAUCAGCAGCUUGAGGUCUUAGGUGACCCCAGUACAAGUGGAUUGGGUGCAGUGUGAGCAGAAAGCAGAUUGAAGUGCAUUCUGAAGUGAGUGGGAGGGAAGAACAUAGAAAUAGCUGUAUAUACAACAAUGUAGAGAAGCUGGGUUUUGAAAGGAGGUAGAGAUUAGGGUGUAGUAGCUAUUGUGGGAAGGCGAGAAAACUUGGGCAUAUUUAAGUGUCAGUAGAGAGGGUCCAGUGGAGAAGGAACAUUUUCAUAUUCACACCCAGGCAAAAGAAGGGAUAGGUCUUACAUAAUAGGAGAGAUAGCUUUUCUGUUGUGAGAGGGAAAGAGAAAACAGGAUGAGUGGAGUUGUGUGUAGAUUUGUGCGUUCAGUGGCCACAGGUCAAUGGACUUCUUGCCUGAUGGCUCCAGUUUUCCCAUUCUCAGUUGAGAGUGAGUAGGAAGGGUAGCUGUACAAGAUUUGGGAAGAGAGAAACACAGUAUGGACAUCUCAUCACCUCUUUGGAUUCCCUUGGUUUUACCGGCCUCUUAUUCCAGCCACUGCUAUAGCAACCAUUUCUGCCUGGGCUCUGAACAGCUUCAUGUAGUUGCCACCACAUAGCACCUGACCUCAAGCCUGUGCCAGGUGUCAGGUCUAGGAUUUGAUUUUACUCUAUUUACAGGCUUGGAAGUUAGCCUGUUAUUGUUGCAUAGAUGCUGGCAGAAGACCUGAGAUUCCUGGGUCAGAGAAAAGGAACUGUAUCAUUCAUGGCACAACAGGCCACAUGAGUAUCAUUUUUAUGUCCAUUCUUGCCAAGGAGAAGAGACAACAGAACUUGUUCUUGAACCUCUACAGAGGGUGCCAAAAAAAUGUAUACACA
Rhinolophus ferrumequinum (greater horseshoe bat) is the source of this 5508-nucleotide messenger RNA. It is a transcript of the gene RNF168, whose product is annotated as ring finger protein 168. Gene Ontology annotation, molecular function: nucleosome binding; ubiquitin-protein transferase activity. The coding region runs from base 664 to 2376 and encodes 570 amino acids. The record is from RefSeq and is a predicted model, not a curated record. Gene Ontology annotation, biological process: protein ubiquitination; double-strand break repair. NCBI's taxonomy places the organism in Eukaryota, Metazoa, Chordata, Mammalia, Chiroptera, Rhinolophidae. The transcript is spliced from 7 exons. Gene Ontology annotation, cellular component: site of double-strand break; nucleus.